Molecule: messenger RNA, 1119 nt
Organism: Aureobasidium musti
Lineage: Eukaryota; Fungi; Ascomycota; Dothideomycetes; Dothideales; Saccotheciaceae
Source: the annotation of a GenBank genome assembly
AUGGUGAAGAUCGCCCUCAACCAGCACGGCACUCGUGCUUUGCAGAAGAUGAUCGAGUUCAUCUCGACCCCUGAGCAGAUUCAAAUCAUCACUGAAGCACUGAGAUUCGAAGUCGUGCCUCUCAUCCAGGACCUCAACGGCAACCACGUCAUUCAGAAGUGCCUCAACCACCUGUCGCCUGAGGACGCCCAGUUCAUCUUCGAUGCUGUUGGCACUAGCUGUGUCAUUGUCGGUACCCAUCGUCAUGGCUGUUGCGUCCUGCAGCGUUGUAUCGACCAUGCCUCUGGCCAUCAGAAGGGUGCGCUUGUCCAGCACAUCACCAUGAACGCCUUCACUCUUGUUCAGGAUCCCUUCGGCAACUACGUUGUUCAGUACAUCCUCGACCUCGGUGAGCCUGCCUUCUCUCAGCCUCUGGCUCAGAGCUUCCUCGGCAACGUUGCCGCCCUCUCCAGACAGAAGUUCAGUUCCAACGUUAUCGAGAAGUCGAUUCGCACUGGCGACGAUGCUACCAGACGCGCCCUCAUCGAUGAGAUUAUGAAUCCUGCCGAUCUCGAGAAGCUGCUUCGCGACUCGUACGCCAACUACGUUGUUCAGACCGCUAUGGAUUACGCCGACCCUGAGACCAAGGCUCGCCUCAUCGACAACAUUCGUCCUAUUCUGCAAUCAAUCCGCCACACUCCCUACGGCCGUCGCAUCUCCGGCAAGAUUCAGGACUAUGACAACCACCUUAAUGGCAUGCCUGGCUCUAUGUCGCCACCUAGUGUUCUGCCUCCUGGUCAGAUCGGCACCACUCCCUUCCGCACCAGCAGAUCCAACACCAUCACUUCUUACACCAGCACUGGCAGCCCCGUUGGUCAUCAAGUUGGUAACUACGGCGCUGCCAGCAUGGGUUCUCCUAACGCCCACAACCGCCACCAUGGAUCUCUCAACACCAUGCUCGCUCAGGCCCCCAGCAGCAGACCAAUGGCAAUGGCUUUGGUCAGGUCUUCCAGCAGUUCGGCCAUGCUUCGCGUGGUUCUCACUCUUCCAACAUGGGACACUACUGAUCGCAUCCUGCUUUCAAGGUCUCUACACUGUACUUUUUCCAAUGAGAUCGGUUUCCAGCAUUCAAUUGCAUAG